GUUCAGGACCCGGCGAUAAACACGUGACGCGUUCAUUCAUGCAACAGUUAAUAUGAUCACAUGGCGUCAUUUUCAUUAUAAUAAUAAAAAUUCUUAUUAUUGUUGUUGUUAUGUAAUCACAGAACUGCACGCGCACCGAAAACGUAAUCCAAUGAAGGUUGUCCAGGUCAGCUGACGGACCUGAUUGAGACCAUGUGACCCGUCGAAACGAAAGCGAGCCGGCAGGGGAGGGACAGAGAGACAGAGAAGGGUGCGGGUUCGAGACGCGGGACGCUGUCGCGGUAUUCAGCUCACGGCUCCGGGAGGUUCGGGCCCGGUUCGGAGGAGAGCGCGUGCGGGGGAGCGGAGGGCGCGUGCACGCGCGCGGGCCGGUACCGAUCGCGGACAGUGACAGAGUGAGAGUCGGUGGAGGUGUGCGGUACCGUGGAGCAGCCUGGUCAGUGCCGGCUGAAUAGGGUACCAAGCAGAGCGCAGCCUUCGCACCUGGAGCGGCAAGCCCUGGGGGGUCACUAGGAGAGGACCCAUGGCUGCAGAGCAGAACUCCCCUGACGGCUCUACGCCGUCCAGCACAGCAUGGACCCCCAACGAGGAGACGGCUCUCUCUCCCACCCACGCGCCCGGCCCCUCCAAACCGCAGGACUCGUACCAGCAGAUCGGAGGCAGGCAGGGCUCCUCUUUCUUCCAGACGCUGAUCCACCUGCUGAAGGGCAACAUUGGCACAGGUCUGCUGGGGCUGCCGCUGGCCGUGAGGAACGCGGGCCUCGUGCUCGGCCCACUGAGCCUCCUAGUGAUGGGUGUCGUUGCCGUCCACUGCAUGCAAAUCCUGGUCCAGUGCUCCCAUCACCUCUGCACCAGGCUGAGGAAGCCCUUUCUUGAUUACGGCGAGACCUUUGAAUCCAGCAUGGACGGCGUGCCCUGGCUGAGGAGACACGCCACGUGGGGAAGACGCCUGGUCAACCUGUUCCUGAUCAUCACUCAGCUCGGCUUCUGCUGCGUUUACUUUGUGUUCGUCAGCGACAACGUGAAGCAGGUUGUGGAGGCUGCCAAUGGCACCACGUGGAACUGCCACAACAACCAGACGGCGUUGAUCGUGCCGAGCUUGGACUCGCGCCUCUACAUGCUGUGCUUCCUGCCCUUCGUCGUCCUGCUGGUGUUCACGCGCAACCUGCGUUACCUGGUGCCCUUCUCUUUCUUGGCCAACCUGGUCAUGUGCAUCAGCCUGGUCGUCAUCUACUGGUACUCUUUAGCGAACAUCAGGAGCCCCAUUUCGCUGCCCUACAUCGGAACGGCCAAGGACUAUUCCCUCUUCUUUGGGACGGCAAUAUUUGCCUUUGAGGGCAUUGGAGUGAUACUGCCGCUGGAAAACAAGAUGGAGAGGCCUGAGCGGUUCGGCGUGGUCAUCUACAUCGGCAUGGGCAUCGUGACCACCCUCUACAUCAGUCUGGGCACCAUCGGCUACCUGUGCUUCGGGGAUGCCAUCGCCGGCAGCAUCACCCUCAAUCUUCCCAGCUGCUGGUGGUAUCAGAUCGUGAAGCUGCUCUACAGCUUCGGCAUCUUCAUCAGCUACGCCUUGCAGUUCUACGUUGCUGCUGAGAUCAUCGUCCCCUGGGUUAUGUCCCGUGCGCCGAGCUGGUGUGGGCUCCCCUUGGACCUCGUCAUCCGCACCGUCUUGGUCAUCUUCACCUGUGCCCUGGCCAUCCUGAUCCCAGAGCUGGACCUGGUCAUCUCCCUGGUGGGUGCCGUGAGCAGCAGCUUCCUGGCGCUCAUCUUUCCCCCCGUGCUGGAGCUGCUCACCUUCUACAGCGAGGGCCUCUCUCCCUGGCUGAUGUUCAAGAACGGCAUCAUCGCCGUCAUCGGCCUGGUGGGCUUCGUGGCCGGGACCUACACCUCCGUCGAGGAGAUCAUCGAACGCAACAGCAAGCGCAACAGCACGGCCCUGUUUGGUCUUUGAGAGGGGGUGGGGCUAAGUGUUGGAGCAGGGUUACCGCACAUAUCACCGUUGCACUUUGUCAUCCUGUUUCCAUGGUACUCGCACACCCUUUGUUGUGGUGCACACACACUUCCAUUAAUGGCAGCUGGGAAAUGAUCUCAAGUGUUUCCCUUCUUUUUGCUUUAAUCCACAUGAAAACCGUCAUUGCUGUCAAAUACCUUAUUUCACCUGAAAUGUCAAAAAUUGGUUGACGGGAGGCGAGUAAUCAAGUCAGCUGCUAUUAUCUAGGAUACAGCUUCCCUGGAAGGAUAUAAUGUACAUUUUUUGCCUUUUUUUGUUUUUAACCCCUUGAUGUGCAGUCCCACCAUUUCUGUGCCAGGGCUUCAGCUCUAGCCCUUAUUCCAUUCAGUUUCUCUUUUUUUCCACUUCAUGCGGAAGUCCUGCACAGAAAGCUGAGUGUGGAAGACCAGCGUGCGUCUCGCUCAGCUCAGCGGUCUGGGAAGCAACGUUCAGUCCGAGUGCGAGCGCCCAUGUGACUGAAACGGUCACCCUCAGGGCCUCAGCUUCCUGAGUGCUGCUUUGUCCACUGAGAGGGGAGCUCAUACAGCUUCGCAUAAAUUAUUAAAUAUCUAUAGCUUCAGGAAUACAAGAGCAGGGGCGUCAUAUACACAGUUAGACACUCAGAAGUGUUUGAGUAUUUUUGUUUGCAGGGAUGCACAAUUCCUUAACUGGACUUAGUUACCAUGGCGACUUAAUGAAUCCACACUGUGGCCCCAGCAGCCAAGUAGAUGCCGCAGAGCCCGGGUUCUGUAGCUGGAGGGGGCAAGUUGAGUGAGCCGAGUAUUAGUUUUUCAAGGCAAUGGACAUGCCAGGGGCCAUAUUACCAUUGAACAAGGUGCCUUCUGGGAAUUAGUUAAGGAUGUGCUAAUGGUGCUCAGGGCCAGCAAGGACGGCCAGGCGGAAGCGCUAACCCCAGCAGUGUUCCCAGUGAGGUCGAGCGGUUCCGCCAAGGACGCCUCGCACAGAAAGACACACUGAUGCCUCCACCUGCUAUGUGGAAUGGAUGCCGGUGCACGUAUUUAUGGGAGAUUUAUGAAAUAUCGUUAUGUGUCUGUAAACGCUAGUCCUUGAAGUGCACCUGCCGUCAGCACGCUCCCACUUCUCUGUAGCACCAGUAACUUUAGUACUCUGAUUCAGUCCUUUUGGCAAUUGUGUAUUAAUUUGUGCCAAAUACAUAUUUUUAUAUUUAAAAGUAGUAAUUAAUCAUGUAGAAAAUGGCCAUUAUAAGUGGAAAUAUGGUUAUACAUAAUAUAAAAAUCAGACCAUGGACUAAACAUUCUGAUAACAAGGUGGCCUGACACAGCAACACAGGAGCGUUCCCAAACACACGCACAAAACCACAGCCUGCCACCGGGCAGUUUGUUGGAACCCGGGACACCAGUGGCAGUCGUGUUCCAGAGGGUAAUGGAGGCGGUUAAGGAACUCCCACUCCUGCGGUCAGGGCUGCUGGGGCAGAAUGGUAUGAUGUUUAAUUUCCUCUCUCUCACCACCAGGCGACUCCUGUUUUGCUUUUAGAAAACUGCACAUAUUUCACUUUUUUUGUUUAUCAUUAAAACUGUUCAUUUUUGUUUUACCAUUUUCACCACCAGGUCCCUGUUUCUUUUACUUUCGUUGCUCGUGUUUGGGAGGAAGUCCUGUGCUGUGCCGGGGUCAGUAGCGCCAGCUCUUCUGUGCUCGGGCCAGACUUUGACCACCCGCUGCUGCU
Messenger RNA from Scleropages formosus (Asian bonytongue), 3695 nucleotides. RefSeq names its product solute carrier family 36 member 1 (gene slc36a1). Gene Ontology annotation, molecular function: amino acid:proton symporter activity; L-proline transmembrane transporter activity; L-alanine transmembrane transporter activity. The coding region runs from base 524 to 1951 and encodes 475 amino acids. Gene Ontology annotation, cellular component: vacuolar membrane. The record is from RefSeq and is a predicted model, not a curated record. The transcript has 12 exons. Gene Ontology annotation, biological process: L-alanine transport; glycine transport; proton transmembrane transport. Lineage: Eukaryota; Metazoa; Chordata; Actinopteri; Osteoglossiformes; Osteoglossidae.